CGUGUGCCGGUAUACCUCGUGACAUCGACUGCCGCCUAGUCACUCUCAGGCUGGGAUUUGAUUCUCCCUCUCUGACUUGUUUCAACUUCGUCCUGCUGUCCAACUGAGUCUCUUCGAGCAAUAAUGGCUGAGAUGCAUGGCCCUCCACUGUCACCAACUAUGAUACCAGAUGACUUGACCAUCGCUCAGUUCAUGCUGGACAGACCUCAUCCUUACAGGUCUACGAGCCGGCCGGUGGAAGCGCCGUGGCUUGUGGAUGAUGCAACGGGCAGGAAGAUCGGGUUUGAGGAGAUUCGUGCUCGGGUGUUCGGUUUGGCCAACACUUUGAGCUUCGACUAUGGGAUUAGGGAGAACGACGUGGUCUGCCUCAUGAGCCAGAAUCAUGUCGACUACCCUCUGGUCAUCUGGGCUCUCCAUCGUCUAGGAGCUAUCGUAACUCUCACCAACCCAGCCUUCACGUCCUCCGAGCUUCUCUAUCAGCUUGAGCUCACUAAAGUGAAAGCUGUUGUGUCCGACAUCUCAUCUCUAUCAGCAGUCGAAGAAGCUGCCACACACUAUGGAAUUCCUCAAUCACGCAUCAUUCUCAUGGACGGCAACUCUUCUGGCCGACCGAAGUACGCGACAAUAGAUACACUGGUGCAGGGGGGGCUGGCUAAUACAGCUUGUUUCGAGGAGAGACGACUUGCGCCGGGAGAAGGAAAGACGAAGAUUGCAAUCUUCUGUUUUUCGAGUGGAACGACCGGAAAGCCCAAGGCUGUUGCGAUACCACAUUACGCUCCCAUAGCGAACGUCGUGCAGUCGGCCCUCUUCUGGAAGUCAAAUGGCGGGUCUGACUCGAGGUUCAAGCCAGGCGAUGUGAGUCUAGGCGUGCUCCCAUUCUUUCACGUCUAUGGGUUGAUUCUUGGACUAUUCUGGUUCUUGUUUUGCGGCGUGACAGUCGUUGUCGUCCCAAAAUUCAACUUCAUAGACAUGCUGAAGAGCAUUUCCACAUAUAAAGUGACCCAUCUGAUGCUUGUACCUCCUCAUGCCGUUCUACUCUGCAAGUCGCCAGAAACAAGGCAGUAUGACCUCUUUUCCGUCAGGCUCUGCCUGUUCGGCGCUGCACCGCUCUCGGCGGAACUCACGAACCAGUUCGUAAAGUUGUUUCCAGGUGCAGAGGUUGGUCAAGGGUAUGGUAUGACCGAAACAGCCACUCUGGUCCUUUUGUACCCUCUCUCGCAACGCGUCGGUACUAUUGGCAGCGCAGGACACCUUCUGCCUGGAGUAUCUGCGAAAAUUGUAAAAGCAGACGGGUCAUUAGCGAAAGUAGGCGAACCAGGCGAGUUCCUCAUCAAGACUCCGGCGAUGGCACUGGGGUACUACCAGAACGAGAUAGCCACGAGUGAGACAUUCAUAAACGGAUAUGUUCAUUCCGGGGAUGAAGUCGCAGUUGACGAGAAUGGUGACUUUUUCGUCAUCGACCGUCUCAAGGAAUUGAUCAAAGUACGAGGCUUCCAAGUCGCUCCCGCCGAACUCGAGGGCCACCUCCUGGACCACACUGCCGUUGCCGACGCCUGCGUUGUCGGUGUGCCAGAUGACUACAGUGGUGAAGUUCCAUUUGCGUUCGUUUCUGUUGAUCCAGAUACUGCGAAGCUGCUGAAGAACGACGCUACUGGAAGGGAGAGUGAAAGAUUGAAGGAGGACAUCAGGAAGUUCGUCGCGGAUACCAAGGUAUACUACAAGAGGCUGGAAGGCGGAAUAGAAUUCAUAGAGACGGUUCCAAAGACACCGAGCGGGAAGCUGUUGAGGAGAGUCUUGCGAGAUCAGGCCAAGGCGAUCCGUGCACGCAAGCUCGCUGAGGGAGGAGCCGAAAGUUCUGCAAAGGCGAAAUUAUGAGAAUCCGUGGUACUGCCCGCUUUCAAGAUAUCUAAUAUUUCUACGACCUCUACGCCUGUUUUUGUAU
Molecule: messenger RNA, 1942 nt
Organism: Stereum hirsutum FP-91666 SS1
Lineage: Eukaryota; Fungi; Basidiomycota; Agaricomycetes; Russulales; Stereaceae
Product: phenylacetyl-CoA ligase
Exons: 18
Coding region: 124-1875 (583 amino acids)
Biological process (GO): secondary metabolic process
Molecular function (GO): CoA-ligase activity
Source: RefSeq, a predicted model, not a curated record